Molecule: messenger RNA, 1146 nt
Organism: Galleria mellonella (greater wax moth)
Lineage: Eukaryota; Metazoa; Arthropoda; Insecta; Lepidoptera; Pyralidae
Exons: 2
Coding region: 99-431 (110 amino acids)
Source: RefSeq, a predicted model, not a curated record
ACUCGCGUGUGACGAAGUAAGCAGUCCAGUCAGUUGCCGUUCAUUGUUCCGUGAGCAUUAUACACAAUACGAUAUACGCAAUAAAGUUACUUGUAAAAAUGAAAACCGACGCAGUGCUCCUUAUUUGCUUUUUGUCGUUAAUUUGUAUUAUAGAAUGCAAAGAUCUUAUAGUGGGUACAAGUUACAACAAUAGACUUAUCUGGCAACAGAAGGUCGAGUACAAUGCUAUUCCACUUAAGAAGAGGGUCAAGGAAGAAUUCUAUUCCGAUGCCGGACAACAAAUUAUAAAGGGCGUUAUUGCAAGAGAUUUAGACCACACUGAUGCGAUUGCCAGUAUAACCGCCGGCGGCGUGGGCUUCUCUUACGUAAACCUCAGAUUCAAGAGCGACCGUGGAUCCGGCCUCAACUAUCAAGUGGAAAUAUAUGUCUAACAUACAAUAUUUAUUUUGUGACAUAUAUUGAAAAUUCUUUCCUGAGUGAUUCGCCUGCGGUCGUGUUAUUAAAUAUACAAGCGCAAUCAAUAAUGCAAAGAAAUGUAUGAAGCAUGUUCUGGCUAUGUCAUUUUAACUUACGUAACCAUCCUGAAUAGUCUAUAACACAGGUGAUAUCACCGUUAAAUAAUUUUCUAAUAAUGUCGCUGGUUUUAAUAUAAUGGACUCGAAAUAUACCAUAAUGUCACUUUGUCGACAAAAUUAUUCAUUGUUUAAUAUAAAUUUUCUAAAGAUCAAAUUAAAAUUUAUUUUAACAAUUUUUAUCAUAUCCUUCUGUGAAAAUAGAACUUAAAAAUGUAAAUUAUUAAAGUAGAUGUACCUAUUACAGAUUUAUGUAAGCCGAAAUAUAAUAACAAGAAUAUAGAUAAAAAUUAUAACAUAAAAUAAAACAAAUUCAAUUAUUCAUAAUAAUCUGUUAAGUUUUGAACAAUAAAAUUAUUUGUGAAUCUCAUUAUAAAACAAUACAACAUUCAUAGAAUAUUGUAUGUACCUAAUUAAAUAUCAAUAUUGACAGUAAUUAUAUUAAUAAAUAAUACUUGCGUUAUUAAUAACUGUAAAUAUAUUAUUUCAUAAAAUAUACCAAAGGAUAUUAAAAGCUAUUUCUGUGUAUUCUUCAAUAUAUGUUUAUUAUUAAAUGUUUCAAAGAGAAAAGUGA